AGUUCUCUACUUGAUUCUUUAUGGGUUUUUUCUCUUGUGGUUGGGGGUUGUGGGUAAGACGAAGAACUUCCCAAGAACAAAGAAGCAGCAAAACCCAUUUCAACUUUCUUGACCCCUGGCUGGAUGGAUGCUUCCAAUUGGGUCAAAAGCAUUCAAUUGGGCAGUUGCCUUUUCACACUGUAGACGACGGACGCCCGCCCUUUCUUUGAUUCUUUCACGGGCUUUGCCUUGUUUCAUCCAGAGCUCUCUCUCUCUCUUUGUUUUUUCAUCCCCCCUUGGCCUUCUUUUCCCUUUAUAGGUGUUUCCGAGAUUGGGGAGCUUUUUGCCGUUCUUGUUCUGUCUUGUUUCUCAUCUUUGUAUGAGGGAGUGGUGGAGGAGAGAAUAGGGGAGAUUGAAUCUGAGUCUGUGUUUUUUUUAAUUUCUGGUGAUGGGGUCUUGCUUGAGUUCGCAGAUCAAAGCUGAGAGUCCUCUUCACAUAGGAGCAAAUCUUUUUAAUCGUGGAGAAGGAAAUGAUUCGAGUGAUGGGAGUAGCAGGGCCUCCUCUCUUUCCAUACCUCAAACCCCUCGAACGGAGGGUGAGAUAUUGCAGUUGUCCAAUCUAAAGAGCUUCACCUUUAAUGAUCUCAAGACGGCAACGAGAAAUUUCCGUCCAGACAGCGUUUUGGGUGAAGGAGGGUUUGGUUGUGUUUUCAAAGGGUGGAUUGAUGAGCAAACUUUUACAGCCGCUAGGCCUGGAACUGGCUUGGUGAUAGCAGUAAAGCGGCUUAACCAAGAGGGAUUUCAAGGUCACAAGGAGUGGUUGGCGGAAAUCAACUACUUGGGCCAGCUGUAUCAUCCUAAUCUUGUGAAGUUGAUCGGUUUCUGCUUUGAGGAUGAGCAUCGCCUUCUCGUAUACGAAUUCAUGCCUCGGGGAAGCUUGGAGCAUCACUUGUUCAGGAGGAGUUCCUAUCAUCAUCCGCUUUCUUGGAAACUGCGUAUCAAGGUUGCUCUUGGUGCUGCUAAGGGACUCGCAUUCCUCCACGGCGACAAAGUGAAAGUUAUAUACCGGGACUUCAAAACAUCCAACAUCCUGCUAGAUGCGAACUUUGACGCUAAACUCUCAGAUUUCGGAUUGGCCAAGGAUGGGCCAACAGGGGGGAAGAGCUACGUCUCUACAAGAAUCAUGGGUACUUACGGAUAUGCUGCUCCAGAGUACAUGGCUACAGGGCAUUUGACGGCAAAAAGCGACGUGUACAGUUAUGGGGUUGUCCUUCUCGAAAUGUUGUCCGGUCGACGGGUGGUGGACAAAAACAGACCAUCUGGAGAGCAAAAUCUUAUUGAAUGGGCCAAACCUUAUCUCUCGAGCAAGCGCAAGAUUUUCCAGGUCAUGGAUGCUCGUAUUCAGGGCCAGUACUCACUGAGCGGAGCGCUGAAAGCAGCUAACGUUGCAAUCAAAUGCCUCUCGCUGGAGCCCAAGUCCAGGCCCAACAUGAACGAGGUGGUGAGAGCUCUGGAGCAACUCCAGGACACCGAAGAGACGGCGAUAAGGGAAGCCCAACAGAACGCCAGCAGAAACGCGAACGCCGGUCCCAAGCACCGCCGAAGAAGCGCCAAUGACAUCGGCGAUAUGAAGCCUGCCGUAUAUCCCCGGCCGUCUCUUUCUCCUGUUCAUACUUGAGCAAAACUUGGCGAACUCAUUUCCUUUUCCACACACACUGAUUCGAAUCUACAACUCAAUUGAUGGUAUGGACUCAGCAUGCAUACGUCUCAUUCUGUUCGUUACUGUACAGCUGCUGUUAUUGCUCUCAGUUUCCCCAUCGAAGAUCAUCGUAACAGCAUUAGGAGGGAGAGAUGGAAAGCACAGAGAUUCAAAGCCGGAGCAGCUACAUUCGGAUGGCUGUUUUUCCACGGCCGAGGAACAUGUUAGGGCCUUCGGUUGUUGUCAUUUUUACAAUGUGUCAGUCCUCGUCUGCCUUGAACAUAUUCCAUAAAUUCCCCAUCGCGGGUGUUCUCUCA
This is a messenger RNA of Rhodamnia argentea, 1995 nucleotides long. RefSeq names its product receptor-like cytoplasmic kinase 176. The transcript has 7 exons. Bases 428 to 1657 code for a protein of 409 amino acids. Gene Ontology annotation, molecular function: protein kinase activity; ATP binding. The record is from RefSeq and is a predicted model, not a curated record. Gene Ontology annotation, biological process: protein phosphorylation. NCBI's taxonomy places the organism in Eukaryota, Viridiplantae, Streptophyta, Magnoliopsida, Myrtales, Myrtaceae.